This is a messenger RNA of Acanthosepion pharaonis, 1614 nucleotides long. The record is from the annotation of a GenBank genome assembly. NCBI's taxonomy places the organism in Eukaryota, Metazoa, Mollusca, Cephalopoda, Sepiida, Sepiidae.
AUGUCGAAGAAACGUUGUAGAUAUAAAUCACAUUUUAUUUCUUUAGCUGUGUUUGUCUCCCCCUAUCUCUCCCUCUCUAUCUAUCUACCUAUCUAUUUCGAUCUCUUGGCUAUAUACAUACAGUCUUGCUUAUCUGUUUUUCUAUUUAAUUCUCUAUUCAUUUUUCUUUCUUUCUUUCUUUCUUUCUUUCUUUCUUUCUUUCUUUCUUUCUUUCUUUCUUUCUGCAGCAUACACGUUUCGGUAAUGCUGCGUACCGACCAACGUGCGUUUGGGGUGAGGAAGGAUGCGACAAAUCAGCAGAAUGGCGGUCUAUUAUAUUUCUUCCUUACAUUUGCAACUUCACCUAAAUCAUAUUUUUCUUUCUUUCUUUCUUUCUUUCUUUCUUUCUUUCUUUCUUAUACGCCUUCUCUUUAUCUCCGGUGUGUGUUUCUUUACGAUCUUCAACAUAUCCUCAGCAUGCUAUCUCUUUUUUUCUUUCUUUUAUUGCUCAUUUUUACAAUUCCCCUAAAUCAUCUUUUUCUUCUCUCUCUACACUUUCUCUCUCUCUCUCUCUCUCUCUCUCUCUUGCGUUUUUUGUUUCUUUCUAAUACAGCUCCUAUUCUUCUUCUAUGUUUUUUCUUUCUUUCUUUAACAUAUCCUCAGUAUCCUAAUUAUUUAUUCAUUUUUACUUUCUUUUAUUCUUUUCCUUUCUUUCUUUUUCCUUUCUUCAUUCCUUCUUUCCUUUCUUUCUUUCUUUCUUUCUUUUUUUUACUUCUUUCCUUUCUUUCUACUUUUUCCUCCUCUCUAUCUUUUUUUUCCUUUCUCCCUUCUUUCUUUCCUUUCUUUCUUUCUUUCUUUAUUUAUUUAUUUACCUCUUUCUUCCUUUCUUUUUUUCUACUUUUUCCUCCUUUCUUUCUUUCUUUUCCUUUUUCCUUCUUUCCUUUCUUACUUUCUUUCUUUUUUUACCUCUUGCUUCUUUCCUUUCUUUCUAGUUUUUUCCUCCUUUCUUUCUUUUUUCUUUCUUUCUUUUUCCUUUCUUCCAUCCUUCUUUCCUUUCUUUCUUUCUUUCCUUUUUACCUCUUUCUUCCUUUCUGCCUUUGUACUUUUUCCACCUUUCUUUCUUUCUUUCUUUCUUUCUUUUUCUUUCUUUCUUUCUUUCUUUUCCUUUCUUCCUUCCUUCUUUCCUUUUUUCUUUCUUUUUUACAUCUUUCUUCUUUACUUAGUAUUUUCCUCCUUUCUUUCUUUCGUUUUCCUUUUUUCCUUCCUUCUUUCCUUUCUUUCUUCCUUUUUUUUACCUCUUCCUUCCUUAAUUUCUUUCUACUUUUUUCCUAUUUUCUUUCUUUCUUUUUCCUUUGUUCCUUCCUUUUCUUUCUUUCUUUCUUUUUUACCUCUUUCUUCCUUCCUUUCUUUCUACUUUUUUCUCCUUUCUUUAUUUCUUUCUUUUUUCUUUCUUCCUUCCUUCUUUCAUUACUUUCUUUCAUUCAUUCUUUCUUUCUUUUACUUCUUUCUUCCUUCCUUUCUUUCUAUUUUUUCCUCCUCGCUUUCUUACUUUCUUUCUUUUUCCUUUCUUCCUUCCUUCUUUCCUUCUUUUUUUUUUACCUAUUUCUACUUUCCUUUCUGUUGAAACUUGGAUAA